AUGAUAUUUGAUCACCUUUUAUCACUCCCGAGUAGUAGUAUAGGGGACCUUUUAUCACUCCCGAGUAGUAGUAUAGGGGACCUUUUAUCACUCCCGAGUAGUAGUAUAGGGGACCUUUUAUCACUCCCGAGUAGUAGUAUAGGGGACCUUUUAUCACUCCCGAGUAGUAGUAUAGGGGACCUUUUAUCACUCCCGAGUAGUAGUAUAGGGGACCUUUUAUCACUCCCGAGUAGUAGUAUAGGGGACCUUUUAUCACUCCCGAGUAGUAGUAUAGGGGACCUUUUAUCACUCCCGAGUAGUAGUAUAGGGGACCUUUUAUCACUCCCGAGUAGUAGUAUAGGGGACCUUUUAUCACUCCCGAGUAGUAGUAUAGGGGACCUUUUAUCACUCCCGAGUAGUAGUAUAGGGGACCUUUUAUCACUCCCGAGUAGUAGUAUAGGGGACCUUUUAUCACUCCCGAGUAGUAGUAUAGGGGACCUUUUAUCACUCCCGAGUAGUAGUAUAGGGGACCUUUUAUCACUCCCGAGUAGUAGUAUAGGGGACCUUUUAUCACUCCCGAGUAGUAGUAUAGGGGACCUUUUAUCACUCCCGAGUAGUAGUAUAGGGGACCUUUUAUCACUCCCGAGUAGUAGUAUAGGUGACCUUUUAUCACUCCCGGGUAGUAGUAUAGGUGACCUUUUAUCACUCCCAAGUAGUAGUAUAGGGGACCUUUCAUCACUCCUGAGUAGUAGUAUAGGUGACCUUUUAUCACUCCCGGGUAGUGGUAUAGGUGACCUUUUAUCACUCACGAGUAGUAGUAUAGGGGACCUUUUAUCACUCCCGAGUAGUAGUAUGGGGGACCUUUCAUCACUCCCGAGUAGUAGUAUAGCUGCCCUUUUAUCACUCCCGAGUAGUAGUAUAGGCGACCUUUUAUCACUCCCGAGUAGUAGUAUGGGUGACCUUUUAUCACUCCCGAGUAGUAGUGUAGGUGACCUUUCAUCAUUCCCGAGUAGUAGUUUAGGCGACCUUUCAUCACUCCCGAGUAGUAGUAUAGGUGACCUUUCAUCAAUCCCGAGUAGUAGGAUAGGGGACCUUUUAUCACUCCCGAGUAGUAAUAUAGGUGACCUUUUAUCACUCCCGAGUAGUGGUAUAGGUAACCUUUUAUCACUCCCGAGUAGUGGUAUAGGGGACCUUUUAUCACUCCCGAGUAGUAGUAUGGGUGACCUUUCACCACUCCCGAGUAGUAGUAUAGGGGACCUUUUAUCACCCCCGAGUAGUGGUAUAGAGGACCUUUUAUCACCCCCGAGUAGUAGUAUAGGUGACCUUUUAUUACUCCCAAGUAGGAGUAUAGGGGACCUUUUAUCACUCCCGAGCAGUAGUAUAGGUGACCUUUUAUCACUCCCAAGCAGUAGUAUAGGGGACCUUUUAUCACUCCCUAGUAGUGGUAUAGAGGACCUUUUAUCACUCCCGAGUAGUGGUAUAGGUAACCUUUUAUCACUCCCGAGUAGUGGUAUAGGUAACCUUUUAUCACUCCCGAGUAGUAGUAUAGGCGACCUUUUAUCACUCCCGAGUAGUAGUAUGGGGGACCUUUCAUCACUCCCGAGUAGUAGUAUAGGUGCCCUUUUAUCACUCCCGAGUAGUAGUAUGGGGGACCUUUCAUCACUCCCGAGUAGUAGUAUAGGUGCCCUUUUAUCACUCCCGAGUAGUAGUAUAGGCGACCUUUUAUCACUCCCGGGUAGUAGUAUAGGGGACCUUUUAUCACUCACGAGUAGUAGUAUAGGGGACCUUUUAUCCCUCCCGAGUAGUAGUAUGGGUGACCUUUCAUCACUCCCGAGUAGUAGUAUAGGUGCCCUUUUAUCACUCCCGAGUAGUAGUAUAGGCGACCUUUUAUCACUCCCGGGUAGUAGUAUAGGUGACUUUUUAUCACUCCCGAGUAGUAGUAUAGGUGACCUUUCAUCAUUCCCGAGUAGUAGUUUAGGCGACCUUUCAUCACUCCCGAGUAGUAGUAUAGGUGACCUUUCAUCAAUCCCGAGUAGUAGGAUAGGGGACCUUUUAUCACUCCCGAGUAGUAGUAAAGGUGACCUUUUAUCACUCCCGGGUAGUAGUAUAGCUGACCUUUUAUCACUCCCGAGUAGUAGUAUGGGUGACCUUUUAUCACUCCCGAGUAGUAGUGUAGGUGACCUUUCAUCAUUCCCGAGUAGUAGUUUAGGCGACCUUUCAUCACUCCCGAGUAGUAGUAUAGGUGACCUUUCAUCAUUCCCGAGUAGUAGUUUAGGUGACCUUUCAUCACUCCCGAGUAGUAGUAUAGCUGACCUUUUAUCACUCCCGAGUAGUAGUAUGGGUGACCUUUCAUCACUCCCGAGUAGUAGUAUAGGGGACCUUUUAUCACUCCCGGGUAGUAGUAUAGGGGACCUUUCAUCACUCCCGAGUAGUAGUAUAGGGGACCUUUCAUCACUCCCGAGUAGUAGUAUAGGGGACCUUUUAUCACUCCCGAGUAGUAGUAUAGGGGACCUUUUAUCACUCCCGAGUAGUAGUAUAGGGGACCUUUCAUCACUCCCGAGUAGUAGUAUAGGGGACCUUUCAUCACUCCCGAGUAGUAGUAUAGGGGACCUUUUAUCACUCCCGAGUAGUAGUAUAGGGGACCUUUUAUCACUCCCGAGUAGUAAUAUAGGUGACCUUUUAUCACUCCCGAGUAGUGGUAUAGGGGACCUUUUAUCACUCCCGAGUCUGAUGUUUCAAGGAGAAAAUUGUUGGUGA
Messenger RNA from Mizuhopecten yessoensis (Yesso scallop), 2736 nucleotides. Its product is annotated as aggrecan core protein-like. Lineage: Eukaryota; Metazoa; Mollusca; Bivalvia; Pectinida; Pectinidae. The transcript has a single exon. The record is from RefSeq and is a predicted model, not a curated record. The coding region runs from base 1 to 2736 and encodes 911 amino acids.